Molecule: messenger RNA, 863 nt
Organism: Pyrus x bretschneideri (Chinese white pear)
Lineage: Eukaryota; Viridiplantae; Streptophyta; Magnoliopsida; Rosales; Rosaceae
Product: PLASMODESMATA CALLOSE-BINDING PROTEIN 5-like
Exons: 3
Coding region: 113-643 (176 amino acids)
Source: RefSeq, a predicted model, not a curated record
CAAACGGCUAUAAUAUUAUCCCCCUCCUCUCGAUCUCUCUGUCUUUCCGAAACCCCAAAAGCAAACGCCAAUUACCCCGCUGCUGCUGCUGCUGCUCUCUCUCUCUCCCAAAAUGCACAAAAGCAUCGGUUUGUCUUUGAUCCUUUCACUGACCCUCUUCUGCCACUUGAUCCCGCCGUCCAAGGCCAAGGACGGCGUCGUCAAGAUGGAGCUCUGGUGCGUGGCCAAGAACAACGCGGAGGACGCCCCCCUGGUGACGGCGCUGAACUGGGCCUGCGGGCCUGGUGGAGCCGACUGCCGCCCGAUCCAGCAAGGUGGACCCUGCUACGACCCCGCCGACAUCCAGAACACUGCCUCCUACGCUUUCAAUGACUACUUUCUGAAACACGGCAUGACCGCCGAUAGUUGCAGCUUUGAUAACACUGCCGCGCUUACUUCUCUGAAUCCCAGUCAUGAUAAGUGCAAAUUCCCAUCCAGCUUGUCAGCUAGCAAUGCAAGCAUCUCCAGUGCAUCAACAGCAAUUGGAAAUGGAAUGGGACGUAGUGAAGAUUUGAACGGCAGCAAUAUGAUUUCUGAGCACUGGAUUUGGCCCGUCCUUGCCAGUUUUCUGGUCAUUGCAUAUAAUACAUGGGCAAUGGGUUAGCGAGCAAGCGAACAAGCGAGCGAGCGAGCCUUCUCCCUGGAAUAUUUUUGUUACAUGAUCUAGCCUAGAACGAGGAGUUCAAUUAAGAUCUCACAGAUUCACUUGGUGGGUAAUUAGUACUCGAUUAAGUUGGUAGGGAUAGAUUGCUGUCGAUUUUGUUAUCUGUACGAGGCUCAAGCUUUGUAAUUUGGAUUUUCAAAAUCAAGCAUAUCAAUAUUUA